Molecule: messenger RNA, 1416 nt
Organism: Lepisosteus oculatus (spotted gar)
Lineage: Eukaryota; Metazoa; Chordata; Actinopteri; Semionotiformes; Lepisosteidae
Gene: cdk7
Product: cyclin-dependent kinase 7
Biological process (GO): protein phosphorylation; positive regulation of transcription by RNA polymerase II
Cellular component (GO): cytoplasm; transcription factor TFIIK complex; nucleus
Molecular function (GO): RNA polymerase II CTD heptapeptide repeat kinase activity; cyclin-dependent protein serine/threonine kinase activity; ATP binding
Source: RefSeq, a predicted model, not a curated record
UCUGUAGCCAGUGACAAUAGUGCGCACGCACAAACAUGGCGAUCUGCACAAACGCAUUAACAGUUUUCUGUUCAUCAGCAGGAAGUUGGGUCUCUUAGUGACAGUUGUAAGUUAGGAAGAGAUGAUGGCCGUGGAUGUGAAAUCCAGAGCAAAGAGAUACGAAAAGCUUGAUUUUCUUGGAGAGGGCCAGUUCGCAACUGUUUACAAAGCAAGAGAUAAGAAUACAAACACCAUAGUUGCGAUCAAAAAGAUUAAAGUUGGUCACAGAGCUGAAGCCAAAGAUGGUAUUAACCGAACAGCCCUUCGAGAAAUUAAACUGCUUCAAGAGCUAAGUCACCCAAAUAUAAUUGGACUUCUAGAUGCUUUUGGACAUAAAUCCAAUAUCAGUCUGGUCUUUGACUACAUGGAAACAGAUCUAGAGGUAAUAAUAAAGGACACCAGCCUGGUCUUGACUCCUGCAAACAUCAAAGCAUAUAUACUGAUGACACUUCAGGGUCUAGAGUAUAUGCAUCAACAUUGGAUCUUACACAGGGAUCUAAAACCAAACAACUUGCUAUUGGAUGAAAAUGGUGUCCUGAAGCUUGCAGACUUUGGUCUGGCUAAGGCUUUUGGAAGUCCCAAUAGGGUGUACACUCACCAAGUAGUAACAAGGUGGUACAGAAGUCCAGAGCUUCUCUUCGGUGCCAGAAUGUAUGGUGUGGGUGUAGACAUGUGGGCAGUUGGCUGUAUAUUAGCUGAGUUGCUCCUAAGGGUACCCUUUUUACCAGGAGACUCAGAUCUUGACCAGCUAACCAAAAUUUUUGAAGCUUUAGGAACUCCGACAGAAGAGACAUGGCCUGGCCUGACCAGCCUUCCUGACUACAUAUCAUUUAAAAUGUUUCCUGGAACACCCCUAGAGCACAUAUUCAGUGCAGCAGGUGAUGAUUUACUGGACCUGUUACGAGGAUUAUUUACAUACAAUCCCUGCACACGAAUCACGGCAACACAGGCCUUGAAAAAGAGAUAUUUCAGCAACAGGCCUGGCCCAACUCCAGGACCCCAACUUCCAAGGCCUAACUGCUCAGUGGAAGCCCUAAAAGAACAGGAAAACUUUAAAAUUGGAGUUAAAAGGAAACGCGAUGGUACAGAACAAGGAUCACUGAAGAAAAAAUUGAUAUUCUAACUGGAAGAGGCCAAGGUUGAUGUAAGGUGACUGCCGAUGACUACUCAACAGUUGGUGCUGCUAAAAAAUGACUUCUCUAAAGUCAUACAUGGGGAAAAAAGAAACUUGAUCGCAGUUACACAUUGUAACAUUGAACUGUAUGAGCUCUCCAGAGCAUUAUUAUUUAUAUAAAUGGAUUUUUGAUAUGAAAGAAGAGUAAAGUUCAUUUACUUUUAUGUUUUUAUAUGACAAUAAACUGUGAAACUAUAAAUGUU